GAACCACCGAACAAAUCAAGAGUUUGAUAGUACGGAAUACCAGAAUCCACAUCAUACAAUGUAUACACAAACUGAUAGUGUGCCUCCAUAUAAGUAGUCAAUACAAAAUCAUUUUGCAAAUUACUUCUAAGGGAAGUGCGUUCAAGAUGAGAUCUCUAGUCAUAUUAUACGUUACAUUGGCAACUCUAACUCUAGCAAACACUGACGUGUGUUACAAGUCUAUCAGAACUCCAUACAUCAAAUCAACGGACAAGAAAAUUCACCGGGUCAAGACCUGCUACUACCGCUGUUGGCGCAGCCACCAAACACAGGUCAACACCGAUUACUGGACCAUUGACAACUGCGUGGUAGACUACAAAGCGUCCGCUCAACCAGUUUGCUGUGCGGGCUACACGGGCAUCGCGCCCCUUUGUGUGCCUAUUUGUCACGGAUGCAGCAACGGCCGCUGCACUGCCCCUAGCGUUUGUAGCUGCAACGAGGGAUACCGGAACGAGGCGGGAUUUUGUGUGCCGGUUUGCGAGCCGGAGUGUGGUCCGGGGUCCUGUGUGGCGCCCGGACAGUGUUCUUGCCAUGAAGGAUACGAGAUGGAUCGAAAUAGGGGAUGUGUUCCGAGGUGUGAUCCACCCUGUCGGAACGGGGAAUGCGUUGGGGUGAACAGCUGUGAGUGCUUCAGGGGAUUUCGACAGGUUACAGGUUCCAUUGAAUGCGCGCCGGAAUGUGAUUUAGGAGUUGCAGAUUGUGGCAACGGAACUUGCAUCGGACCGAAUCGUUGCAGUUGUGAGGAAGGGUUUGUAUUUGAGAAUCAUCGAUGUAUUCCACGUUGUGAUCCGACCUGCAUCAAUGGACAAUGUACUGGCCCAAAUAACUGCACCUGUGAUGAAGGAUUCACACAAGAUUCAUUGCGUCCAAAUAUGUGUGUUCCAGUUUGCAGCAGCUUAUGUCACAAUGGAGCAUGUGUUGCCCCCAACACUUGCCAGUGUCUUCCCGGAUAUCAUCAAUCCAAUACGGUGGCAAACUCGUGCGAACCCAGCUGCGAUCCCAAGUAUGUAGACGUCAGGAAUGGACAGUGUAUAAGCCAAAAUGUCCUUCAGUGCAACAAUGGAUUCGUAUUGGAAUACUCUCAACUAUCUGGAUUAAUUCAUUGCUCAUUGAAGAUUUAGGAUAAUUUAUGCAACAAUUUUUUUUCAACAUAAACUUAACAAAAGCGUAUUGAGGAAAUAUACCCUUUCUAAUCAAA
This is a messenger RNA of Culex pipiens pallens (northern house mosquito), 1237 nucleotides long. RefSeq names its product epidermal growth factor-like protein. The transcript is spliced from 2 exons. Bases 147 to 1160 code for a protein of 337 amino acids. Lineage: Eukaryota; Metazoa; Arthropoda; Insecta; Diptera; Culicidae. The record is from RefSeq and is a predicted model, not a curated record.